Messenger RNA from Megalops cyprinoides (Indo-Pacific tarpon), 2185 nucleotides. It is a transcript of the gene slc35d4, whose product is annotated as transmembrane protein 241. Gene Ontology annotation, cellular component: Golgi apparatus. The transcript is spliced from 15 exons. NCBI's taxonomy places the organism in Eukaryota, Metazoa, Chordata, Actinopteri, Elopiformes, Megalopidae. The record is from RefSeq and is a predicted model, not a curated record. Gene Ontology annotation, molecular function: antiporter activity. Bases 95 to 991 code for a protein of 298 amino acids.
CAUACCAAAGCAAAAGCGGAUAUUGUGGAAAUGCCUCAUAACAGAGUGAACAUUACAAUAUAGUGUGUGAAACCAAGUGUCGGCGUUUAAACAAAUGCUACUAAAGCGAUCAGCAUUCGGUGUAAUAUUUUGCGCCUUUUAUGUGAUCUCUUAUUUCACAAAUAAGUAUGUCCUGUCUGUCUUGAAAUUCACGUUUCCCACACUUUUUCAGGGGUGGCAGACCUUUGUUGGUGGGUUACUGCUCCUGGUUUCUGGAAAGUUGGGAUGGGUUGAAAUCAGUAGCUUCCCCAGGUCUGCUGUUCUCUCCUGGCUCCCAGGGUCCCUGCUAUUUGUUGGGAACAUCUAUGCAGGGUCAAGGGCUUUGUCACGCCUGCCCAUUCCUAUUUUCUUUACUCUGCACAAUGCUUCAGAAUUUGUGACAGUUCUGAUCCUGAAGCUUACACAGAGGGAGCGAACAUCUUGGACAAAGCUUCUCAGUGUAAUUCUGUUGAUGGUGUCAGCCAUCAGCCUCCCUCUCAGUGAUGUACAGUUUGAUCCUGGAGGCUAUGUAUGGGCUGUACUCCACUUUUCCUGUGUUGGAGGAUACAGAGUCUUUCAGAAGCUUCCCAAGUCCAGCCAUCUAAGUGACCUUGAACAGCAGUACGUUAACUACUUAUUCAGUGUUCUGCUGUUGGCCUUCGCUGCGCAUCCUACAGGUGACCUGCUUGGUGCCUUGGAGUUCCCGUUCCUACUGUCCUACAAGUUCCACAGUGGCUGCUGUGCUAGUGCACUGCUGGGAUUCUUCCUGCUGCUGGCCACAGUCAAACUGAAGAGCAGCCUCCCACUGGAGCACUGCGGGGCCUGGGUCUUCCUUGCCAAGGUCCUGGCUACGUGGUUGUCCCCAUUUGUGUUUGACAUUGUUGUCAACGUAUCGACUCUUUGUUGUGUCCUGCUCAGCAACUGUGGAGAGGCCCUGCUGGUGUACUCCAAUCGCACUGCCGCUGAGCGAUGAUACCCUGCCAGUGUGGAAAGUGAAGAAUGCUCCAAUAACAAAAAUGACCAUGUCUGCGUUGAGGAGGAGAUAUUACUGUCGAGCGAAAAGGAAACUCGAUGCACCAGAAGAGAUAUGGAUGUGACCAAAGGCUCUUGUUGAUGAAUUGGCCUGGCUGUGACUCUCAUCACUUGUGAUUCACUAACAGCACACUGAAAACAAAUUAUAUACGAUUAUUUUUCCAAAGAUUGUGGGAUUUAUGGUUGUGGGAGGGUGUUAAUUAGUGUAUUGGAUACACUUUCUUCUUCAGGUGUAAUGUCAGCCACAAUUUACAGAUCAGUCUUUAAAAUCAGAAAAAAGUUAAACCAGAUUUAAUAAGAACUGUCACCAGUGAGUUUGAAGUAAUCACAGAUAUAGUAUGGAUUCCCUGAAACAAAUUUCGAAAGGUAAUAUAUACUCUUAUGUGCUAAUCUCAAACCAAAGCACCGCCACUAUGGGUGUGUUUUGGUUUGAGAUUAGCACGUAAAGGUAUGUUUGUAAAGGAUUACGGAAAAACAUCCUUUACUACUCCCACUGUAACUAUGUCUCAAUUCUUCUAUCAUUAUGAAAGAUCCAACCUCCCCCAGAAAACAUAUAGUGUCGUCAGAAUGUUGCCAUGAUGUUAUAACAGCAGAGUUACAUUUUUUGUAAUGUCACAGAAAUGUGUUAGCUAGCACCUGUCUCCCAGGGAAGACUCAACCUAUUUUCUCACACUAGCCUACAGAGAUUAAAUACACUGUUAAGGGUUUACAGGAAGCCAUUGUUAAGGGCAUUAUUUGAAUAUUUUUAUAUAUUAAGUAACUUAAUAGUAUAGCAUCUUUGUCUUCUUGCAUCUUCAUCUGUAGCUCAGAUGUGACCAACAUGUCUAACAGUUCAUGUUUAACAGUUCUUAACUCUGGGCCUUGGGGAGUUCAUUGAGAGAACUACAUGACGGUAGCCCAUGUUCCCCGAUGCUCUGAUGCUUGGCUGUGUCAAGCAGUGACAUCUUUUGCCUUGGCCCGUGUCACCAUACGUAGUCAGGUAACGUACGGCAAAGAGCUGAGAGUGUGCCUUUCUGUGUCAAAUCUAAACUGAACAAUAUCAAGCACUGUGUGGGAAAACUGAAAUCUUUUAAAUCAAAAAGCAAAAGGUUUUUGGGGCAUGCUUGUCACAGGAUGGCCAAUGCCCCCCCCCCCC